Molecule: messenger RNA, 2433 nt
Organism: Trichomycterus rosablanca
Lineage: Eukaryota; Metazoa; Chordata; Actinopteri; Siluriformes; Trichomycteridae
Product: zinc finger protein 850-like
Exons: 4
Coding region: 1-2004 (667 amino acids)
Biological process (GO): regulation of DNA-templated transcription
Molecular function (GO): RNA polymerase II cis-regulatory region sequence-specific DNA binding; DNA-binding transcription factor activity, RNA polymerase II-specific
Source: RefSeq, a predicted model, not a curated record
AUGUAUUGCGAUCUCAAAAAACACCAGCGCUUUCACACUGGAGAGAAACCGUAUCAGUGCUCACAGUGUGGGACGAGUUUUAAUACACAGAGUUAUCUCAAAACACACCAGCGCAUUCACAGAGGAGAGAAACCGUAUCAGUGUUCACAGUGUGGAAAAAGUUUCAAUCAACAGAGUUAUCUCAAAAUACACCAGCGCAUUCACAGUGGAGAGAAACCGUAUCAGUGCUCACAGUGUGAGAAGAGUUUUAACAGACAGGAAUCUCUUAAAAAACACCAGCGCAUUCACACUGGAGAGAAACCAUAUCAGUGCUCACAGUGUGAGAAGAGUUUUAAUCAACCGGGUAAUCUCAAAACACACCAGCGCAUUCACAGAGGAGAGAAACCAUACCAGUGUUCACAGUGUGGAAAAAGUUUUAAUCAACAGAGUUAUCUCAAAAUACACCAGCGCAUUCACAGUGGAGAGAAACCGUAUCAGUGUUCACAGUGUGGAAAAAGUUUUAAUGAACAGAGUCAUCUCAAAAAACACCAGCGCAUUCACACUGGAGAGAAACCGUAUCAGUGCUCACAGUGUAAGAAGAGUUUUAACAGACAGGAAUCUCUUAAAAACCACCAGCGCAUUCACACUGGAGAGAAACCGUAUCAGUGCUCACAGUGUGAGAAGAGUUUUAAUCAACUGGGUAAUCUCAAAAAACACCAGCGCAUUCACACAGGAGAGAAACCGUAUCAGUGCUCACAGUGUGGGAAGAGUUUUAGUCAUCAGAGUGUUCUCAGAAGGCACCAGCACAUUCACACUGGAGUAAAGCCGUAUCAGUGCUUACAGUGUGAGAAGAGUUUCAAUACAAAGAGUGAUCUCAAAAUACACCAGCGCAUUCACACUGGAGAGAAACCAUAUCAGUGCUCACAGUGUGGGAGGAGUUUUUAUACACAGUCUAGUCUCAAAAUACACCAGCGCAUUCACACUGAAGUAAAACCUUAUCAGUGCUCACAGUGUGAGAAGAGUUUUAACACACAGGAAUCUCUCAAAAAACACCAGCGCAUUCACACUGGAGAGAAAUCGUAUAAGUGCUCAGAAUGUGGAAAAAGUUUUAUUCAACAGAUUAAUCUCAAAAGACACCAGCGCAUUCACACUGGAGAGAAACCAUAUCAGUGUUCACACUGUGGAAAAAGUUUUAUUCAACAGAUUAAUCUCAAAACACACCAGCACAUUCACACUGGAGAGAAACCGUAUCAGUGCUCACAGUGUGGAAAGAGUUUUAAUAGACGGAGUGAUCUCAAAACACACCAGCGCAUUCACACUGGAGAUAAACCGUAUCAGUGCUCACAGUGUGGGAAGAGUUUUAAUCAACAGAGUUCUCUCAAAAGACACCAGCGCAUUCACACUGGAGAGAAACCGUUUCAGUGCUCACAGUGUGGGAAGAGUUUUAAUGCAAAGAGUGAGCUUAAAAUACACUUGCGCAUUCAUAGUGGAGAGAAACCAUAUCAGUGCUCACAGUGUGGGAAGAGUUUUAAUACACAGAGUAAUCUCAAAAUACACCAGCGCAUUCACAUUGGAGAGAAACCGUAUCAGUGCUCACAAUGUGGAAAAAGUUUUAUUCAACAGAGUCAUCUCAAAAAACACCAGCACAUUCACACUGGAGAGAAACCGUAUCAGUGCUCACAGUGUGGAAAUAGUUUUAAUGGACAGAGUGAUCUCAAAACACACCAGCGCAUUCACACUGGAGAUAAACCGUAUCAGUGCUCACAGUGUGGGAAGAGUUUUAAUCAACAGAGUUCUCUCAAAAGACACCAGCGCAUUCACGCUGGAGAGAAACCGUUUCAGUGCUCACAGUGUGGGAAGAGUUUUAAUGCAAAGAGUGAGCUUAAAAUACACUUGCGCAUUCAUAGUGGAGAGAAACCAUAUCAGUGCUCACAGUGUGGGAAGAGUUUUAAUACACAGAGUAAUCUCAAAAAACACCAGCACCAGCGCAUUCACACUGGAGAGAAACCAUAUCAGUGCUCUUAAUGUGGAAAGAGUUUUAAUCAACAGAGUGCUUUCAGAAGACACCAGCACAUUCACACUGGAGAGAAACCGUGUGGAAUCAGAUACUAACAGAGUCUGUACUAGAUUGGAGGAAGUACGCAGCGCUUUCAGUACAGAAGUAACAACACCCCUACGUACUACGUCCGCUAGGGCUGGGCGAUAUGGAUCAAAAAUAAUAUCUCGAUAUAUUUUAGCUGAACGGUGAUAUACGAUAUAUAUCUCGAUAUUUUUUCAUCCAUUUUCAAGGUAAUAACAAAAAGACACUUCUAAGACAAAGCUUCAUGGUCCAAAUGUUAUACAGGCACUUUUAUUAACAUUCAGCUGUAGAUGAACAUGAGAAAUUCCUCAAAAAUAAACUAUUGGCAUAUAUUAAAUCAGGGCUCACCAAGCUUUUUGAAACAGAGGGCUGCU